Molecule: messenger RNA, 2406 nt
Organism: Nylanderia fulva
Lineage: Eukaryota; Metazoa; Arthropoda; Insecta; Hymenoptera; Formicidae
Gene: Ets98B
Product: DNA-binding protein Ets98B
Biological process (GO): cell differentiation; regulation of transcription by RNA polymerase II
Cellular component (GO): nucleus
Molecular function (GO): DNA-binding transcription factor activity, RNA polymerase II-specific; sequence-specific DNA binding
Source: RefSeq, a predicted model, not a curated record
UACGCGACAUGCGAGGGUUGUGAGGAGCACGCGAGACACGCGAGAAUUCGCGAGAGGCUACGUCCGCGCACGCGACGAAGAGACGAGACGAGAGGUAGCUCUUGUGCGACGGAGCGGCUGGAUAAAAAUCUAAUCGCGAGGGAAAAACAAGACGCAGCACUGCGGGCCGAGGAGGAUUUUUCGUCGUCGUCGUCGUCGACGUUGUCAUCGACCCAACCGCGCGGAGAGACGAAGCAAAGUUGAUCUCUCCUCUCGAUUGAGAGCGCCGGGAGAUCGAUUCUCGCGCGCGAGGACGGCAGCUGUCAAAAGUGUGGAGCCGCGAGCGAGCGAGAUAUGGUCUACGGAGGAGGAUUCGACAUGGUGGAGACGAUGCCGCAAACGGUGCCCACCGCGGCCGGCUACUCGCCGUCGUUCGACUACAGCACUUUUCAGUUCGAUCUGUCCCUCUUGCCGGAGGAUUACAGUCCGGCCGGCGACCAGCUCGCCUGUCUGAAGAGCUCGCAGAUCAAGCAGGAGGCGCGAUCGCCGCGUCCGGGAUCGCCCACGAUCUACCAGAGCCCGCCGUAUCAGAACGGCGAGCUGCCCUUGUCGCCCAACUACUCGCACGAGGGAUCCUCGCCGGGAUACCCGACCAGCCCGUAUUACGUACCCAGGAGCCCCCAGAGCGCCCAGUUUUACCCCACCAGCCCGGAACCCUCGGCCAAGCAGCCCGUUAAGAGGGAGAAGAGCCUCGAUCUUUUGGCCAUCCUCCAGGAGUCUAGACUCUUGGCCGAGAGUCUGGGCUACCGAGAGGACUCGACCGAUUGCACGGUGCCCUGUACACCACCUCGUAGCGAGGAGGACAUCUACAACAGUCUGGACGCGGAUUUUCUGGCGAAGAAGGAGGACGCCGGCGUGCAAGGGCACCCUUUGCUCAAGGAGAUUCUCUUCAAGGAGGAACCGCGCUCGGUUUCCAGCAGCAACGGCUCGUCCUUGUCCCCUUCCGCGUCCUCUUCCGCUUCGUCCUCGCCCAGCCCUUCGUGCGAGUUCGAGGGCGGCGGCUCGGCGUUGCGCGAGCUCCUCUUCAAGGGCGCCGCGCGCAAAGAGAACCCGCUGGAGAUGCCGGACAAGCUGAGCCAGCUCAAGGUGGAACGCGGAUCGCGGCAGGAGCUCGCCGCGAAUAAUCCGCUGCGCAAGGACGAGGAGCUCUUCAAGGACGGCCAGAAGAGCGAUCACCAGCUGCUGCGAGAGGUGCUGCGGGAUACCAGCUUCCAGAGGAAGUACAAUCUGCGACCCGUUGAUCUCGGCGGCGUCGGCACCGGCUACGUCGAGGAUAUGGAGGCCGGCGAAUGCGUGGGCGACCUCGCCCGCGAGCAGCUCGAGCCGGUCCUCAGUUUGGCCAUCCAGCAGUUGCAGAAGGACUUCGACAACACCUGCGUGGCCCUCGGCAUUCAUCCAGAACCGAGACGCUGGAGUGCAGCGGACGUGGCGGCCUGGGUGCAGUGGGCCAGACGGCAAUUGCAAUUGCCUUUGGUGCCGCUGGAGAGCUUCAACGUGGAUGGCGCGACCCUGGCCACCCUCACCGAGGAGGAAUUCUGCCAGAGAGCUCCCCAGUGCGGGAGCAUGUUGCACGCGCAAUUAGAGAUUUGGAAGGCCGCUGUCGAGGAGUCACCGCGGAACACCCUGGCCGCUUCUUGGAGUCCCGCAGGGGUGGUCCAGUCUCCGAGCAGCGCCGUGACACCUGCUAUCGGAAAUACAACGACAACGACAACGGGCAGCCUCAAGGAGUCCCCUUGCGCCGUGGACUUCUCCGAUGACGAGGACGAGGAUUGCGCUUCCGGUCAGGGUGCGAGCGGCAGCAGCAGCGGGUCGGGUGGCGGCAAGAUCCGCAACGGCGGCAGCCACAUCCACCUCUGGCAGUUCCUGAAGGAGCUGCUGCAGAGCCCGGGCGUCCACGGUUCCUGCAUACGUUGGCUGGACCGCGGCAAAGGGGUCUUCAAGAUCGAGGACUCGGUGCGAGUGGCGCGGCUGUGGGGCAAGCGGAAGAAUCGGCCGGCCAUGAACUACGACAAGCUCAGCCGCAGCAUCCGACAGUACUAUAAGAAGGGCAUCAUGAAGAAGACGGAGCGCAGCCAGAGACUGGUGUACCAGUUCUGCCAUCCCUACUGUCUGUAAGGGAGUUCUCCAUCCGUUCUCUUCCUUCCCAUAUCCCCCGUGAAUCCUCUUAUGCCUGCGAUCCUUCGGACUUCGGAAAGACCCCAGCACGAGGAGAUCGAAAGGUAAAAAAAAAUGAAAAAAAAAGAAAAUCUAGACGAUCCGCCGUGCUCGAUGUUAUCCCGCGACGAUAACGCCGAGGUCAUGGCUAGGGUCCGCUUAGUACGCCCGUUUGGGCGAUCACUUUCGCCUUGAGUUUAUUCUUCUCUCUCU